CUUAUCAUACCUUCAACAGAUUGGAUAGAUAUUCAUCAAUUAAUACUAUAUCCGGUUCAGUUUAUAAACAUUCAAGAGCUUGUGAUGGUUUUAACUGGAGAUGAAGUGAGUUUUGAAUGAACACCUGAAGGAUUAGUUCAUAGUUCUAGUUUAGAUUGAUUGCAACAGAUUAAAAGUAAGACAUGAAGACGAUGACGAGAAUACCGUUUGAGAAUAUUGUUUCUACAAUAAAAAAGAUUGCUACAACUACAAGUUCAAUAAUCAACACCACGCUAACAACAUUCUCAACAACAACGUCUUCUACAUUUCCAACAACAACAACGUUAAGAACGACAACAAGAGCUAUAACAACGACAACUACAACAACAACAACAACAACAAUGGCGACAACAACUGUAGCCCCACUUCCAGAGUCUCAUUUCUUCCUUUUUAUCGGAGUUUUCAUUCUCAUCUGUAUACUUCUGGUUGGAUUAGGGGCUGUUGGAUUAGCUAUGAAGACAAGAUGGGAUAGAUAUCAGCUGCAUAUGAUGCCCUUGUAUCAGUUUGAUCCUGAUCAGGAUGAUCUUGAAGCUGAACUACUGGAGUCCCCGGACCGAGGCAGAUCAGGACCAAACAGGACCAGGAGGGACUUCGGGACCUGUCAGAAAGCAGCAGUUCCACCUCAACUAGAUCUUCUCUAAACUCAGAAGUUCCAUCUCAACUAGAUCUUCUCUAAACUCAGUAGUUCCAUCUCAACUAGAUCUUCUCUAAACCCAGUAGUUCCACCUCAACUAGAUCUUCUCUAAACUCAGAAGUUCCAUCUCAACUAGAUCUUUUCUAAACUCAGUAGUUCCAUCUCAGCUAGAUCUUCACUAAACCCAGUAGUUUCACCUCAACUAGAUCUUCUCUAAACCCAGUAGUUCCAUCUCAAAUAGAUCUUCUCGAUAAACCCAGUAGUUUCACCUUAACUAGAUCUUCUCUAAACCCAUCAGUUCCACCUCAACUAGAUCUUCUCUAAACCUAGUAGUUCCAUCUCAACUAGAUCUUCUCUAAACCCAGUAGUUCCAUCUCAACUAAAUCUUCUCUGAUCCCUGUAGUUCCACCUCAACUAGAUCUUCUCUAAACCCAGUAGUUCCAUUUCAAUUAGAUCUUCUCUGAACCGGCCUUGUUAAAGUCUAGUUUAAAGUAAUUUUUUAAACGAUAAUACGGCUGAAAUGAACUAAAGUUCUUGAUUAAGUCCGAUUAUUAAUAUCGAAACUUUCAUGGAUUUGAUCUAAAUUGAUAAACAUGAAAAAAACAUUAUUAUCAAACGAUAAAAAUCUUGAUGUGAUAAAACAGUAUUUGUCCCUGUUAAGUGAGUGAGAUAUUUAUUGUUAUACAAAGCUUAUCCUGUUACAGGGUGUCCGAAUAUUCAGCAGAAUAGUUUAUUUGGACAUCCUGUAGAUUAUUCUAUCUGAUUAUAUAAUCAUUGUAAAUAUGUUUUGUAAAUGCUUAUUCAAUAUAUCAUAUUUAUAUUUCAUCUGAUUAAAUAUUUUAUUUAGUCCAUAUUUCAACUUAUGCUAUUGAUGGAGCAAUUAUUUUCUCUCCGUAAUUCAAAUAAAUCUAUAAAUAUAAUAUUAUAUUGUGUA
Messenger RNA from Eurytemora carolleeae, 1607 nucleotides. RefSeq lists its product as uncharacterized. Bases 183 to 680 code for a protein of 165 amino acids. The record is from RefSeq and is a predicted model, not a curated record. The transcript has 5 exons. Lineage: Eukaryota; Metazoa; Arthropoda; Copepoda; Calanoida; Temoridae.